Molecule: messenger RNA, 1428 nt
Organism: Cylindrotheca closterium
Lineage: Eukaryota; Bacillariophyta; Bacillariophyceae; Bacillariales; Bacillariaceae
Source: the annotation of a GenBank genome assembly
AUGGCGGUUAAGUUUCAGAGAAGUCUCUUAUUCCUUGCUCUAUUCAACGCUAGCUGGAGCAGUUUUGCCAAGGGAUUCAGGCGUUCUCAAAGAAAUGUAUUCCCCUACCACACUGAAGAAUCUUCUGACACAGGCAAUGUUUUCCAAUCCGAGGCCAGUGAGAAAUCCUCAGACGAAGAACAGGUGCUUGCGGCAAUUGCGAGGGCCGAAGAUUCUGGAAACGAUAUAAGUGGCUGUUAUUCGCGAACGUAUCACCAAUCAUUUGAUUUGUCCGACGACAAUGCAUUCUCAAGUCUGAUGGAUCAGGGGGUUGACAAGCCAUUAUCUAUAAGAGCAAACAAACGUAAACGAGAACUUGGAAUUACUGAUGCUGUUGAAUCCAAGUCAUCUUCUCUGACGAAAGCCCCUUUAUCGAAAACUUCUCUGCUUCUUGGAGCCCAGAUGAAACAACAGCCAAUAGGAACAAAUCGGUCCUCAUCCUCCGGCCCUCAUUCCGAAAGAUGGCAGCCGCGAACAUCGCAAUCUACUUCGAUACGAAUCGGAAACAAUGUUAAAAAACAAUCAGCUAUUCCAACACAGCAGUUGAAGGGAAGUAUCAGUGAUGCAGCGAAGAGCCAGAAAUCAUCUUCGACAACAACUCCAUGGAUCAGACGUUACUUGAUCAGUAGGCCUCGAGAUGUUCUAUUGCCAGUUCCCAAGGAUUUCAUCGCCGACGGCUUUAACGUCGCUCGGUUAGGUCCAAUCGUUGAAAGGAUUGGAUUUCAAGUUGCAGGUGACGACGCAGUUGCAAUUGCUAAAGAGCUGAUGCAGGUAUCUACUCGCUCCUAUCCAAUAUAUAGGCUUGCGUUACAGCUAAUCUUGAAUGAAACUGAUGACAAUUCUGUAGUGCAACAUUCUAUUGUUCCUCCGCAAGUUCUUCACGUGGCGGCUGAGGCCUUGUACCUCAUGGUCCAUUCACGAUUCUGUCAAAGUGCACGUGGGCUUGACAGCUUGAAGAGGAUAGUUCGUGUGGCGAUGUUUGGAAGGUGCCCAAGAGCAUCUUGUGAUGGCGCACCUCUUCUCCCAUAUGGAGCGUCAAAUGACUUCCAAAAGAAUCAUCUUGAUCAACACUGUCCCGUCCAAACACAUCAUUCUAUUCGUCGUCAAAGCCACAUCCAAACUUCGGGAGUACUCAGAAAUUCGUUCUGCCAGCGGUUUUGUCCAAAAUGUGGAGAGGUGUGGAUCUGGUGGGAUUCGAAGACAGAUGGCUGUGCGUUCGGCCCGAGCUUGUGUCAUCUAUUUCUACUCACCCAUGGUGCUGAUAUCUACCCAGUGGGCAAACUUUCGAGCAAAGAUGCUGCUGACUCAUCACGGGCACCCUUUUGCGUGAUGGGAUUUCGAAUUCAUCCGGCAACAACGUGGGGGGGGGGCAAUCUCAAGAAUGGAUGA